This is a messenger RNA of Sesamum indicum (sesame), 2312 nucleotides long. RefSeq lists its product as uncharacterized. NCBI's taxonomy places the organism in Eukaryota, Viridiplantae, Streptophyta, Magnoliopsida, Lamiales, Pedaliaceae. The record is from RefSeq and is a predicted model, not a curated record. Gene Ontology annotation, molecular function: DNA binding.
UCAUGUUUUCUCCACCCAAUUUUCUCAUUGCUCCUUUUUUGUGCUUGAUCGUUGAAUGCUAAUUGCCGAAGUUCCUGGAAUUGUGAUUUUUUCCCCUAAGGGAGAAGAAACUGUACAUUUUCUCUUCAAUUCUUUGGUUUUCUGCUUAUGCAAUGGAAGAUCAGCAAAGUAAUGCGGCACAGAAUUUUGGUGCAACUGUACAACCAGUUGUUGUUGCAGCAUGGAGGGGAAGGUUUAAAAUACCCAGUCAUAAUUUAUAUAUAAAUGUGGCUGCUCAUGUCUCAAACAAAGCGUGCAUGAAAGUGCUGGAAGUAGCAAGUACGAUGCCUGAGUCGUUAUGCCUAGAAAUGUUCCCACGGCUUGAUGUAUGGCCUGCAUCCUUUAAGAGCUCGCCACCAACUGAACAAAGUAUUGCACUGUUCUUCUUUCCGGAGGGAAGAGGUGAAGAGAUUCUCGAUUGCCUGCUGAAUGAUGCAAUCUGCACCGACUUUGCCCUUAAAGGAAUGAUUGGCAAAGCAGAACUCUUAAUAUUUAGUUCUCUCCAACUGCCAGAGAAACUUCACAGAUUCCAGGGGAAACUUUACUUUUGGGGGGUCUUCAGGGGACAACAAGCUGCUUCAUAUGAUCAAUCGGAUUAUUAUGUUAGAGUGAGGCAGAUUUUAUCUUCAAAUUCAGGUAAUUACAGGAGCUUUGAGGGGCAAAGUUCAGUAACCAUUUCGAGCAAGCACAGUCCUUCAAAUCAUGCUGCUAAAGCUGAUAAAAGGGGGAGACGUUUAGAUGAUGCUUGGGAACAUGCCAGACCAUUGGAUGAGUUGAGACAGAAGGCAGAGUGCAGGUAUUGUGGUUUUGUUUCUACACAUGGUGGAAUUUCACGCCUUAAGGCACAUCUGGGGGGAGGGAAUCCUAGAAUCCGCUUACCAGCUUGCCAUAAGGUGUCACCAGAAGUUAAAAAAGACAUGGCUGACUGGUUCAGUCAAUGGGUCAAAAACACGAAAGCUCUUUGGACCAAGGAAAUUAGAGCAGAAGCGGCAGCACCUACUGAUCAAAGGGGAAGGCCACAUGAUGUUGCUUGGGAGCACGCCAAGCCAUUGGAUAAGACAGAAUGCAAGUAUUUUAGCUUUGGUUCUUUACGUGAGGAGAUUUCACAUCAUAAGGUACAUUUGGGUGGAGGAGAUCGGGAAUCGCGUAUGGAGGCUUGGCCAGAAGUGUCAACUGAAACAAAAGAAGUCAUGUCUGAGAGAGUGAAAAAUUCGAUGGCCACUAUGUCACCCGAAAUAAAAGGAAUCAUGUUUGGAUGGGAAAAAAGUUUGGCGGCAUCUAGGAUGAAAAAGUCUCAAGCAGCUGGUGCACAGGCCGAAACAAGGGGAAGGCCACUAGAUAAUGCUUGGGAACACGCAAAGCCACUGGAUGAGGCGAGGCAAAAGACCCAAUGCAAUCAUUGUGGUUUUGUUUCUCUAUAUGGAGGUAUUUCACGCUUAAAGGCGCAUUUGGGUGGAGGGUGCCCUCAAUUGCAGCUGCAGGGUUGCCCUCGGGUAUCACUAGAAGUCAAGAGUGUGAUGGAACAGUGGUUCAAUGAGUGGGUAAAAAAUUCAUCGGCAGCUUGGACAAGGAAAUCUCAUGCAGGUUCAGCCAGACAUUCUAAGAGGGGAAGGCCACUAGAUGAUACAUGGGAACAUGCUAUACCGCUGGAUGAAAUACGACAGGCCACAAAAUGCAAGUAUUGUGGUUUCAUCUCGAAACGUGGAGGAAUUUUACGACUAAAGGCACAUUUGGCUGGAGGUGAUCCAACAACCCACCUGGAAGGUUGCCCUAAUGUGCCGCCAGAAGUCAAAAGUUGGAUGGCUGAAGGAAUGAAUAAACGUAGGAAAGGAUCAAAGGCUGUACCCUUGGAGACUGUUGAAAGGGUGUUACAAGAAGCUGAGAGGAAAGCGAGCGAAUCACAGUGGUCUGCAAAGCGUCAUCACAUCCUCCAAGAAACCCUCGACGAGAUCAUGAAUAAGAGCCUGAAAAAGAGUCUCCAGAAAAUAAUAGACGAGAAGAAUGCCAGGCUGCAAAAGAUGCAAUCUGAAAUUCAAUCACUGGAGAGUCGGUUGGCUUCAAUGCCUUAGCGGAAAUGAUAUUCAGGCAACACCUUAACCAACUUUGCAUCUAGCUAAUAUUCCUACCAAGUUUAGGCAGAUAGAUGUAUUGCACUGGAUUCUCCCAGCUUUGUAUUUCAACUUGCUCCUUCUCCUGUGUAUAUGAUCAGCAACAUGUUGUGUUAAAACUUCAACAAAAUCUUGAGAUGUUUGUAUAUAACUCUUGAACUAGUA